Monopterus albus (swamp eel) is the source of this 3425-nucleotide messenger RNA. Its product is annotated as SWI/SNF-related matrix-associated actin-dependent regulator of chromatin subfamily E member 1-like. The coding region runs from base 176 to 1576 and encodes 466 amino acids. The transcript has 11 exons. Lineage: Eukaryota; Metazoa; Chordata; Actinopteri; Synbranchiformes; Synbranchidae. Gene Ontology annotation, molecular function: nuclear receptor binding; nucleosomal DNA binding. Gene Ontology annotation, cellular component: SWI/SNF complex. The record is from RefSeq and is a predicted model, not a curated record. Gene Ontology annotation, biological process: negative regulation of DNA-templated transcription.
UCUGAAAAGCCUGUUUUCCGCCAAGCCAGAAGAAAGCCACACUUCCGGUCUGUGUGUGAAAAGCGGAACAAGUGGCCCUACUAAGGGAAAGGGGAACAAAGGACCAUUGAGUUUUCUUAUUCAGGUUAGCCAACAUGGGAAUAGCCUGCGCUCCGUAAUUCAGUCCCAAACCACGAUGUCAAAACGGCCAUCUUACGCCCCUCCCCCUGCCCCUGCCCCAACAACACAAAUGCCUUCCACCCCAGGGUUUGUGGGCUACAACCCUUACAGCCAUCUGGCGUACAACAACCUCCGGCUGGGAGGGAGCUCCGGAGGCUCCAGCAGGAACUCCUCAGGCAUCACCGUUCCAAAACCUCCCAAACCUCCAGACAAGCCACUGAUGCCUUACAUGCGGUACAGCCGGAAGGUAUGGGACCAAGUGAAGGCGUCCAACCCAGACCUGAAGCUGUGGGAGAUCGGAAAGAUUAUCGGGGGGAUGUGGAGGGACCUGACUGAUGAGGAGAAACAGGAUUACUUGAAUGAGUAUGAAGCUGAGAAGAUCGAGUAUAAUGACUCCCUGAAGGCCUACCACAACUCGCCAGCUUACCUGGCCUAUGUCAACGCUAAGAACCGGGCUGAGGCUGCCAUGGAGGAGGAGAGCAGGCAGAGACAGAGUCGUAUAGACAAAGGAGAACCAUACAUGAGCAUUCAGCCCGCCGAAGAUCCUGAUGACUAUGACGAUGGUUUUUCAGUGAAGCACACGGCAGCUGCUCGCUUCCAGAGGAACCACCGGCUCAUCAGCGACAUCCUCAGUGAGAUUGUGGUACCUGACGUGCGCUCGGUGGUCACCACAGCCCGCAUGCAGGUCCUCAAGAGGCAGGUUCAGUCUCUUAUGGUGCACCAGAGGAAGCUGGAGGCAGAACUUCUGCAGAUUGAGGAUCGCCACCAAGACAAGAAAAGGCGAUUUCUGGAGACAACUGACUCAUUCAACACUGAACUCCAGCGGCUGUGCAGCCAGAAGGUUGAGGUGGACAUGGAGAAGCUAGCAGCAGAGAUGGCUGCCGCUGAAGAGGCUGCAAGGCGUCGGGCGGAGGAGAGGGAGCGCGAGGUGGCCGAGCAGGCAGAGAGAGCUGUCGAACAGGCUCAGCAACAGCAGCAACAGCAGGAAGCUGCUGGAAACAAGGCUACCGAACAGAGCAGUGCUAAUGCUAACCUCACCUCAGGGACCAAGGAGGAGGACAAGCCCACACCAAUGGAGUCAGAUGAAGUGCCUACAGAGCCCUCGUCUGACCCCCAGCCUGUUCCACCUCCUCCAUCAGACCCUGCCUCUUCUGCCUCUGACAAAGCAAUCCCCAGCCCCGAGCCCCCGAGGGAGAGCAGCACUCCCAGCAGCAGGUCCCCCAGUGAUGACAGCAGCAACAGCAGCAUGCCUCCUCCACCGUCAGACAGCACCCCUGGAUCGGCAGCCCCAGAUGCCCCAGUGGCCCAGGAAUCCACCUGCAGUGCGGCUGCACCACCACUUGCCCCUGCCUUAGACGAGCCAGCGCCAGGACCACUACUGCCCCCCAGCCAAAAAAGCCAACAGUAUGAUAUGUAAUGUAGUCAGCUUGUUAGAUCCACAGUGGUACCUGUAGAAGUCCUCCCUGUGCUGCAGCUCUCCUGUACUCCUAUUCAGGUGUGGAAGAAGUGUGACUUGUAUGGUGGCUUUCUCAGAACAGAUGUCUAAACAUGAGAAAUGUUGAAUGGUUGAGGGUCUGUUUGUAAGGUCAGUAAAUAACCAACAUAUAUUUCAUGCAAGACUUCAUGUAGGAUUUCAUCCAGCUUCAUGCAGCUGGACCAAGAGUAUAGACAGGAAUAUGGGAAUAAUCUGUGUAUGCUUCCUUUAAAUUUGCUCAGUAUGCCUGGUUUGAUGAUGUCAGCAAAUUGUCACCAAAGAGUACAAAAUAUCAUCUGACUGAGUUUGUGCUCCAGGCACUGAAGCUAUUCCUCUGUUCUAACCAUGUCAUUUUGUUAGUAUGAAAUAACCUUGUAUCUAGACUUUAACCAGGAAAGUCUAAUCUGUAAAGUGGCAAAUGGUCAGCAGCAGCAGCAGUCAGCAGGUUGGCUGGUAUCAAAUCUGGAUCACUUGCAUCACUCUUACUACUUAUUGCUCCUGUUGUCCAGAGUCCUCAGAUACAUCUCCACUUGUCAGGGUACACAUUCACAACUUUAGUAAGUAUUUGAUGUGCACUUUUGCAUAGGACUUUGAAUAAUCACUGGUUUUAUAAAAUGGCAAACUGGUGAAAAUAUGACUCGUAACUUCCUCCAGCCAAAGGUCUUCGACAAACAAUCCAAAAUAUGACAGGGAAAAGCAUCAAACUCUUGCAUGUCAGAGGCUGGAACUGAUUGGAAAAUGAUUGAAGUGAUCGAUCAGUUAUCAAAGUAGUUAUUGCCGAAUACUCUUCUGUGGAUUGAUACACGGAGCUGUAAUUCUUCAUCACCGUACUACUGUGAGAAGGGCACUCAUGUCACUGUGUGAGUUGCUCUAUAUUACUAAUCAAGUUGUCUGUGACAAAAUACAGAUGCCAGGAUGAGUGGGGUUCAGGAGCUGGUUGUAGUGAGAAGCAAUGCUGAUUCUGUGUUUCAUAUAUAUUCAUAGUUAAAACCUCAAUAACCUCCACUGUGUAGAGCUGGCACUGUUGAACUGGACAGGUAUUUCUGAGCACACACACACAAACACUUCUAUACUACUCAGUUUUUAUAUAUAAAUCAGCACCCCUCAGAUUAUUGUAGUAUAUGAGUUUGUGACUUUCCUAACUACCAUUUCUUUGUUUUUAGAAAUCUAGUGAAACGUUUAGAUGAAUAUAAUCAGAUUAAGGUGACAUAUUAAACCUGGGGUUGACACAUCUUGGUAGUGCAAGUGAUCACUUCCAGUUCUGACGUAGGUGUGAAGGAAGCCGCCUUCUAAUUGUUUGUGCAUCUACAUUCUGCAUGCUAAACUAAAUACUACUCAUGAUCCUGUAAGUAUUUGAAGAAUUACUGCAAGAGCUGAGAGCAAAUAACACUUGCUGGAAAUGGAAGUGCUGUUUGAAUCUGUAGAAGAUCAUAUGAUUUGCAUCGAGUAUAAGAAUGGGUGUUUAAUAUUCCCCUGUCUUCAUUACAUUUCUGUAGAAAGAAUUCACACUUAAAUGAGCAUUUAAUCUGUAUGAGCUUCUCUAUCAGUUGAGGCAUUUUUUUAAAGAUGAUUUUCCUCAUUUUGACUGUGUAUUGCUGUUAACACCACAAGAGUUUGAACUUCAGCACUGACAUGCACACGCUACCCUCAUCCAAAUGUAACCUCAGCCACUUAUGCAUUCAAAGGACUGUUUUCUUACUUGAAACACUGUUUUUAGUAAUAUGCCUCUGUUUUUAUGCAUCUUUCUUUUCUACUUUCUGAACUUCCCUAAAAUAAAGAUGAUUUCUCAGUC